Molecule: messenger RNA, 1842 nt
Organism: Mercenaria mercenaria
Lineage: Eukaryota; Metazoa; Mollusca; Bivalvia; Venerida; Veneridae
Exons: 5
Coding region: 106-828 (240 amino acids)
Source: RefSeq, a predicted model, not a curated record
GAAUUUCCGAAUAUCAUGGCGAGUCAAUUAUCUUAAAACCAACUGAUAGUACUUGACAGUUUGCACCAUAACGGUUAAAUAUUCAGGGAAAAUUGAUUACAGAAAAUGAAGGAGUUUUUGCUAGGAGUGUUACUGAUUACGGCGGUUAACGGCCAGGCAAGUGACAGUGAAAGCUCGAACCAGGAGCCAAGAUGUAACUCAAAAUUUGAUAACGAUUUCAAGUUACUGGAGAAACUUGCAAAGUUGGAAGAGAGCCAAGAAACGCUGCUGCUGAACUUGAACAACCAGAAGGACAUCAUCAAUGAAUUGCAAGACAAACUAAGAGUAUCUCUGUUGCCACACUGGGGAGACUGGAGUGCCUGGAGCGAUUGCUACUUAAACUGUACGGGCAGAAACGGAGGUCGUGUACAAAGCAGAUCGAGGGAGACCAUUGCACAUUCAUCAACGCAUGCACCACAAAAAGAGACUGAAGAACGGCCGUGCAAUGCUGUACAGUUUGCAGGCUGUAUUAAAAGCUACGGAGCGGAUGAUAAUUUUGGCGUGACCUAUGACUUCGCAGAUCAAAUUGCAGUCUCUACUUGCACAGCACUUUUGCCAGGAGGCAGUAACCACGUGUAUGCUGUCAGGCGAACAUGCUCAGACCUUGCAGUUUCGUGUGCAGACACGUGUAAACGUGUUAAAACAAAAUGUUUCAAUGCUCUCCAUGUUUACCGUGGUUCGCCACUUCUGAAGAGGAACCAAAAUGGCGCCAAGGGACUGUAUUUGUACCGGUACAACAGUUGUGCAGGAAAUUUCUGCGGUCCCAACUUCUGCUGCUGUCAUGCCUAGUUUUGGAUUGUUGUAGAUACUUUCUGACUCCAAAUAAAAGAAAUAGAUAUAACUAAGAAGGCGGUCACAGUGACAUUGUUUUCUCUUUUAUACAUAUAUCUUAUAUGAUACACUAUUUAUUUUAGCUCCAUAACGAUGAAUAUUUGAGGCGUAUUAGUCUUGGAAAAGUCCGGACAAGUGUCAUACAAAUAUUAGCCCAGCAGGAUUCAAGCCAAAUAUAUUACUAAGGUAUCCGAUCCACAAAUAGACAACAUUUCGAUGCCUGGUGACCCCAUGUUGUUUUGAUAUCAUUUGAAAGAGUUGCGUCUGCUGAACAAGAAUUAGUAAAACAGAUAACCAUAAUAAUAUGAACGAAUCACUACAGUCGUACUUUUUGACUGCGAAAUGAUAAAUCUUACACUGUAAUAACUGGAUUUCUGUUGAAGAAAAACAUUGAAAACUAUAAAGCAAAAUAAUAAAUAUUCUAUAACAUAUUGUUAUCAUUUAAUUUAUAUUUUCUUUUUCAGAAGGCAAUACACUUUCAAAUGAUAUCAAAAUUGUAUGUGCUUAUCAGACAUCAAUGUUUGAGAUAUUUUAAUAGCACUGUUAUAUAGAACUUGCUUAUUUGUAAUAUGAUUUCAGAUGUCCAGGUGAUAUAAAUCACGAAAGUCAGCCUAUAUGACAGAAAUCGUCCACCAUGAAAAAUACCCUGAUCUAAUUUGAGAUUCAUUGACAAAUACGAAACGCAUCACUUUUAUUUUCUUGAGACCCAAUCACGAAAAAAAAAAGCUUAUGAGCAUUUUGUACUAAAAUGCGACGCUAUUCUUUGCUUGGGAUGCUCUUAAUACUCACAGUAAUUUUCUAUUAUUACAACUUGAAUAAAUAUCAAGACGCACUAGAAGGAGCUAGAUGACUGGAAACGUUCUUUUAUGACAAAUCUACAACCAGGAAAAGUUUAUUUCUGCUGUUUGACUGCGAGUAAUAAAAAUUAUACAGUAAAUUAAUGAAAUUUACAAUAAACAUCUUAUAACAUAA